AUGCAACACUCUGAAGACAGAAGCGACACAAUGAGCGCACCCGCCGCCCCAAAUGACAACAAAACUGAAAAGCCUGAGCGCGAACAUGUCUACGCCGUCACCAUACCCAGCCUUCAGUGGAAACGCGGCGAGGUAAUCCCCACAGCCUUUGUCAAUGGCACCCCGCAACUCCAAGCCAAGGUGAAGCAGCAUGCUCAAGAACUCGAAAAGCACGCCAAUAUUCGCUUCAAGUUCCAGCCUUCUGAGCAUGGCCCCGUCAGGACCACCAUCGCCAUGGAUCCCCAGUUGGGCUCCUACUCGAAACUUGACACCGAGUCUCCCGUCGCUGCCUACAACAAUCCCGACAAUCCCACCAUGAACUUGCGUAUCGACGAGACAACACCAGAUGACGAGAUUCGAAGAACCUGCAUGCACGAGCUUCUUCACGCAAUCGGGUUUGACUAUGGGCACCAGUCGCCAGCCGCCAACAUUGAGUGGGAUGAAGAUGCUGUCUACGACGAAAUGGCCAAGAGCGGUUGGACACGUGAGAAGACUGACCGCAAUAUCCUCACUCAACUCAACAAGCGCAACGUGCAGCACUCAAGAUUUGACCCCGAUUCAAUCAUGGGUACCCGGUCCAAGAGAACCGGACAAGGAACGGGUUUUCCAACACUCGGAACACCAUGCUUUCUGAGAUUGACAAGUCUUUUGCCCGUGAAGUGUACCCGUUCGAUGACCUGCCGCCUCAUGGCUUGCAGUGCGCAGGGGAAUGUUCCUCCCCUGGGGCCUACGUCGAACAACAUUCUCCGCAACCUGUUGCCGAUCAUGAUCAAAUGUAUGCCCGGCCGGACCAGUCUCGGUCAAGCACAGGAUACAUCGACGGAGACGGUGCCGACUCAGGGGCGUAUGAGUAUCAGAGCACCCUGCAAGGAAAUGAGUCGGAAGAGGAUGUCGGAGAUACGGUGCGCUAUGAGACGACUGGGUACUUUGAGGAGGUUAUAUCUGUCGCAGAGUCAGAACGGUAGCUUUUAG
Podospora anserina S mat+ is the source of this 1011-nucleotide messenger RNA. RefSeq lists its product as uncharacterized. Gene Ontology annotation, molecular function: metallopeptidase activity. The coding region runs from base 1 to 1011 and encodes 336 amino acids. The transcript has a single exon. The record is from RefSeq and is a predicted model, not a curated record. NCBI's taxonomy places the organism in Eukaryota, Fungi, Ascomycota, Sordariomycetes, Sordariales, Podosporaceae.